AUGUAUAAUAGGCGGCAAAUUCCUAAUGAAUAUCAUCCAUUCCUACGUCAACCUUCGAUUCCAACGUCGACAAUAAAUGAAUAUCAAGUACAAGAAGAAAUUGGCAGAGGCUCUUUUGGCGCAGUACGUAAGGUAGUUCAUCUCCCGACAAAAAAAGUUAUGGUUAGGAAGGAGAUAAAGUAUGGUCAUAUGAAUAGUAAAGAAAGACAACAGUUGAUUGCGGAAUGCACAAUACUAUCGCAGCUAAAACAUGAGAAUAUUGUCGAGUUCUAUAACUGGGAUUUUAACGAACAACAAGAGGUACUUUUCCUGUACAUGGAGUAUUGUUCUCGGGGUGACUUGGGUCAAAUGAUUAAGCACUAUAAGCAAGAGCACAAAUACAUACCGGAAAAGAUAAUUUGGGGUAUACUUGCUCAAUUACUGAUGGCGUUGUACAAAUGCCAUUAUGGUGAUGAUUUACCGUCGUUGACAACUAUGUACGAUAGGAUGAAGCCACCAACAAAGGGGAAAAAUAUUGUUAUUCACAGAGACCUAAAACCAGGUAAUAUCUUCUUGAGCAAUGAAGAUCAAACUGAUAUAAGCGAUAACAAAAUUCGAGAUAAGAGAAGUAUGGAUUAUAGUCAAGUUGUCGUGAAAUUAGGUGAUUUUGGGCUGGCUAAAUCGUUGGAAGCCAGUAUUCAAUUUGCAACAACAUACGUAGGGACGCCUUAUUACAUGUCGCCUGAAGUAUUAAUGGAUCAACCAUAUUCACCCCUUAGUGAUAUCUGGUCACUUGGUUGUGUAAUAUUUGAAAUGUGUUCCUUGCAUCCGCCAUUUCAGGCGAAGAAUUACCUUGAAUUACAAAAUAAGAUUAAACAAGGGAAUUUUGAAAAAAUACCGGAAUACUAUUCUGGUGGAUUGAAUUUGAUGAUCCACUCUAUGGUGGAUGUUAACUUGAAAACGAGGCCUUCCACCUUUGAAUUGUUACAAGACAUUCAAAUUCGAACAGCCAGAAAAUCUUUGCAGCUGGAAAGAUUUGAGAGAAACCUACUCGAUUAUGAGAACGAGCUUGUUAACAUCGAGAAGAUAUUGGAGAAACAGGCCCUAGAGUAUGAACGAGAAGUUUCACAGCUGAAAGAGCAAUUUGUUCAGGCUGUGGAAGAACGCGUGCAUGAGGUUGUAAAAGGGAAGAAGAUGGGUAAAGUUCCUGAAGCAAUUCAUCGUUACUACGAUAAACGAUUACCUGGACCUGCUUAUCAUUGGCAAACAAGAUAUCGAUAA
Molecule: messenger RNA, 1260 nt
Organism: Zygotorulaspora mrakii
Lineage: Eukaryota; Fungi; Ascomycota; Saccharomycetes; Saccharomycetales; Saccharomycetaceae
Gene: KIN3
Product: serine/threonine protein kinase KIN3
Exons: 1
Coding region: 1-1260 (419 amino acids)
Biological process (GO): protein phosphorylation; chromosome segregation
Cellular component (GO): centrosome; cytoplasm; nucleus
Molecular function (GO): ATP binding; protein kinase activity
Source: RefSeq, a predicted model, not a curated record